Molecule: messenger RNA, 1705 nt
Organism: Centropristis striata (black sea bass)
Lineage: Eukaryota; Metazoa; Chordata; Actinopteri; Perciformes; Serranidae
Exons: 8
Coding region: 16-885 (289 amino acids)
Source: RefSeq, a predicted model, not a curated record
GAAUGGUGCUAGAUAAUGGAAGCACAGAAAAAAGUCCAUCGUGGGAGAGUCGUCAGACAGCUGCCGGGGUGUGACAGUGGAUCAGCAAACAUGUCAGGCAAACUGGAAGGCAACAUUUUAGUGACUGGGUCCAACAGAGGCAUUGGUUUGGAGUUGGUCAAACAGCUGGCGGAGACCACAGGAGAAGGGGCUCACAUUUUUGCCAGCUGCAGAGCACCUGAGGGACCCGGGGCUGAGGCCCUGAGAAACCUCAGCACCCAAUCUCCUGGAAAGAUCACUCUAAUCAAACUAGACACGUCAGAUGAGGACAGUAUCUCAGCUGCUGUCCAGACUGUGAAGGAGCAGAUCGGAGAUGGUGGGUUGAACCUCCUCAUCAACAAUGCUGCCAUUACUAAACCUGAGACACCCGCUCCAUUAUCUGCCACGGAGAAAAAGCACAUGAUGGAGGUGUAUGAAACCAAUGUGGCCGGACCAUUUCUCAUUGCAAAGAUGCUUCUUCCACUCCUCCAGAGAGCAGCGGAGAUCUCACCUGAGGACAAGGGUGAUAAAAUGUCCUGCAGGAGGUCGGCCAUCAUCAACAUCUCAUCAAUAAUCUCCUCUAUAGAGAAAUGUCCAGAAAACUUUAAUGUGGCACCACUGUACGCAUAUAGGGCCAGCAAGGCAGCACUGAACAUGGUGACUCGCUGUCAAUCUGAGGACUUCAAGGGACACAACAUACUGGUGACAGGAGUCCACCCAGGCUGGGUCAAAACUGACAUGGGAGGACAAGGGGGUGCUUUGACCAGUACUGACAGCGUACGUGGCAUACUCAGCACGCUGUCGUCACUCAGCAACAAAGACUCUGGGAUGCUUCUGGACUGGGAGGGCAACAAAAUCCCCUGGUAGUGGGCACCUCAGCAGGCUUAAUGGACCAAUCAUUUAUGCUUAGAAAAAUAAAAAAACACACAUCUGGUCGUCUGACUAUAACUCUUCUAUUUUUAGGUGCAGUUUUAAUUUUCCUGCCAGCAUGAUUUCCUUUUUUUGCAAAAUUGCAAAAUGAACGCUAUGCAUUAAUUUGUACUAUACCUGCGAAGUACAUUAAAGGGUAACUUCAGAGUCCAUCAUAAUAUAAUACUCACAUGUUCAUAUGUAGUAUGUUAUUGUGUUAGCAUGCAUGAAGCUUCAGCAGAAUAAUCAAGUGGGUAUCUUCUAAAACCACAGUGCUUUUAUUUUGAAGGCGAUGUACGCAUGUGCACCUGCACAUUAACAUUGAGUUACCUUGUUUCCUUUUUGCAUAUAGUCAAUAAAUUGCUUUACACAGACAUGCUUUAUAUUGUUUUUUGUGGUUUGUGAUUGGAGUUUUUAAUAUUUUUUACUGCUAUAUUUGAGUUACUCCACAUUAACAGUCUUAUCAUAACACACAUUCUUACCAGUAGCUCAAAACCAGAUAAUUUACUGCAUUUCCUAAAGCCAUGAAAAAAAGUUUUGGUGCGGCCUUCAUAGUUUCUCAUGUGGCCCCUUGGGAAAAGGAAUUGCCCACCCCUCUUCUAAAGUCACAGUCCAUAUUAUAGAGUGCCACAGGAAUGAGCUCUUAAACCCGGAAGUAAAUUAGCAUUUUAGCGCCCUGUGGUCUAUCCUCUCAAACUCAAUGAGGAUUUUGAAUGGGCUGGAGGUUAGAUGGCUGAAAUAAAGCCUGUGGUGAACACAAGCUUACACCGCAAAAAAG